AAAAUAACCCCCCCCUUUGACCCCAGAAUUUCCCUUCCUCUGCCUUCGACGCAUCCCGAGACACGUCGUGGCUUGUUGUUUUAGUUUGAUUUCCAGCUAGGCACAAAUAUUUUUUUGCAACAACUCCCACUCCGAAGUUGUCGGGAGUGGGCAGGUUCCUGGGUGCCUGGGACACAGGCAGCAAUUCAAAGGGUAGAGCUGGUAGCCCAUUAUCUGGGGGGGGGGUCCGUUGUGUCUUUUUGCAGAAUAAAACAAGCAAAUGUGAAAUAAACACAACAAGCAAACGUGAAAUGAUAAAUACGUAUAACGAAUUAUUUUGCCGCAGGCCGAAAAGGUGUCGGUCAGUUGGGGACAGUUGUGGUGCUGUUCCUGUUUUCCCCAGCCAGGUGAUGGCGGAGGUGUGAAUUGUCGUUGUGCCAGACCCAAAAUAGCAUUGUGACACUUUGGCACUGGCAAAGGGGCAGGCAGAUAAGACAGCUGCCCUUGAGAAGAAGGGGAAAGCCCAGGGUUUGCUGCGCAUGGUCUAUUGUUCUCCAGCAAGUGAGACCCCACUAAUUUGGAGAAGGGAGGGGCCACGUUAGGAAACCAGCUCCCCGCAAGCAGAAAAGUAGCACUUCAAGGAGAAAAGUGCCAGAUUUUCAAUGAGCCGGGAUGCUCGUCCUCCCCAUCUCCUUACUAUGGUUUUUCAGCAAGUGAUCCCCUAUUAAUUUGGAGAAGGGGGGGAUACACAUUAGAAAAUCAUCUCCCCGCAAGCAGAAAGGUAGCACUUCAAGGAGAAAAGCGCCUCUCCCUCUUUGCCAACGCCAAAUUUUUCAAUCCGCCGGGAAUGUUGGUCCUCGCCGUCUCCUUAAAUGACCCCUUUUUAAUUUUCCUCGCUUUGUUUUCUUCUUCUUCCUCCUCCUCUUUUCUGUUUUUCCAGCUCUUUUUCUUCACCCUGGGAUUCGCCCCAGCAUGUCUUUUGCAUGCCUCUGAGCACGCGCAGAGUUCAUGGCAGAUGUCGGGUUUUGAACCUCAAAGCGAAAAGCUCGGUUGGAGAAAACGUGACUUUUACUCUGAAUAAAUCUCGGACGGGGGAGAUUUGUUCAGAGUGUAUAUUCCUUUUUUAGCGAAGUCAAGAAAUGAGAAACGGGGACUUCCUGUUCUCACUCGCCCAGCCCUUCCCGGCGUUUUGCAUUCGCUGCAAAAAAAAAAAAUCACAAUCUGAGUUGUUGCUGCCCUUUCUCCACUGAAGGCCCACCGGUACGGGACAGCGAGUUCGAAAGGUGCUGAGGACCCACACACACACACCCCCGUUCGCCCAGGGCAGCUGGGUAUUGUGUCCCGUCCCCCCGUAGUUCAGCCGGGCAGGCAGCAGGCAGCGGGCAUCCAGGCGCAGGAGGCACCCCACGCUGGACAGUCGAUGCCGUGAUUCCCCGCCAUGGCGGAGGAGUGGGCCCCCCAGUUGGUGGACUACUUCGUGGUGGCUGGCCUGGUGGACACCUCCAAAUCGCUGGAGGAUGAGAACCAGGCCUCCCGUCCGGCCCGCCCGAGCGAGCCCAUUGUGGACGUGGCCGUUAUCGUCCGCUCGCAAGGCGAAGAGGUGCCCCACGGCUUCACUUGCAUCGAUCGGACCACCACGGGGCACCCAGUGGAGCUCAACACCAGCCUGCUGAACAACCCUCAGAUGUUCAUCUGCUACCGGCGGGGGCGGGAUAAACCCCCCAUUGUGGAACUGGGGGUGCAUUAUGGUGGGAAGGACCAGCCCAAACCGGGCUACAAAAUCAUCGACACGACGCCGUACAGCCACUCAGCGAACCUGGCCUCGGGUGCGCCUGGUCACCAGCACACUUUCCUGACGUACCGGAGGGCCAGCGAGGGGCAGACAUACAGCGCCUUGGGGAUCACGGACAUCUGCCUUAUCAUGCCCAGCAAAGCGGAGAGCACGCCGCACACUUUCUGCCGGGUGGACAGGAACCUGAACGCCGGGAUGUGGGGUCCAGCCCUCUAUAUCUGUUACAAGAUGGCACUCGCUAAAGGGAACACCCUGGUCUACGAAGCAGGUCUCCUCAGCCGCUACCCGGAGGAGGACAACGAGGUUUUCCCCCUCCCCGAAUCGGUGCCCGUCUUCUGCCUCCCCAUGGGGGCCACCAUCGAGAGCUGGCCGGCCGAGGCAAAGUACCAGCUUCCCAUCUUCUCCACCUUCGUGUUGACUGGUGCUUCAGGGGACAAGGUUUACGGGGCUGCCAUGCAGUUUUACGAGUCCUUUCCCCGGGAACGCCUCACCGAGCGGCAGUCCAUGUGCCUCAACCUCCUCACCGUGGUGGACCGGCGCCCCAUCACCAACAAGUCCGUGCAGACCCGGAAGAGCAUCUGCGUCCUGUCUCACUGGCCUUUCUUUGACGUCUUCCGCAAAUUCCUCACCUUCAUCUACCGCUACAGCAUCUCCGGACCCCACGUGUUGCCCCUCGAGGCGCAUAUUUCUCACUUCAUGCACAACGUCCCUUUCCCGUCUCCACAGAGACCUCGGAUCUUGGUCCAGAUGUCGCCCUACGACAAUCUGCUUCUUUGCCAACCUGUCUCGUCCCCGUUACCUCUCAGUGGGGCCAGCUUUCUCACCCUCCUUCAGACCCUGGGCCCCGAACACACCGUGGCCCUAAUGGUGGCCGUGUUGACGGAACAUAAGCUCCUCAUCCAUUCCCUACAGCCGGACGUCUUGACCAGCAUCGGAGAAGCGUUGGUCUCGAUGAUUUUUCCUCUGCGCUGGCAGUGCCCGUACAUCCCUCUCUGCCCGCUCACCCUGGCCGAUGUGCUGUGUGCCCCCGUUCCCUUCAUCGUGGGGGUCCACUCCAGUUACUUCGACAUCUACGACCUCCCGCGCGACGUCAUCUGCGUGGACCUGGACACCAAUACCAUCUUCCAGUGCGAAGAGCGGAAACUGUUGUCAUCACGCUCUCUACCCCGGAAGCUGUGUAAAGUGCUGCUGGCGUCGUUAAACUCGCACUACCAACAACUGGAUGAGAUGUACAACCGUCCUGUGGAGGAGGCCUCCUUGGAGUUCCUGCUGACCGACUACGACGUCAUUUACGGGCGCCGGAAACAGCUGGAACUGGACAUCCGAGGGGCGUUUCUACGAUUCAUGGCUUGUCUUCUGAAAGGCUAUCGUAGCUACCUCCGACCCAUCACCCAGGCCCCUUCGGAGAAAACCCGGGACUCCAGCAGUCUGUUUUUCCUGCAAGGCUUCCUGAAGUCCCGCGAGCGAGCCUACCAAAAAUUCUACGGGCAGCUUUUGCGCACGCAGCUCUUCACGCAGUUUAUAGAGGAAUGCUCUUUCGUCAGUGACCGCCACGCUUGCUUGGAGUUUUUCGAUUCUUGUGUCGACAAGGUGCAGGUGGAUUUAGAGAAAGCAGAGGAGACUCCGCUAAUUGAAUUGGACGACGUCCAGGGCAGCGAACACACCGUGUUUAUUAUGCCCCCGGAAGAGCCCACCGGGCCCAACGGCUUGGAGCUUCUGCCGAGUUACAAAUAUGACGGCUUCCCCAUGCUCCAGACCAAGCUGUUUCAGCGGCCUCAGGACCAGCUCAUGCCCCCGCUGUGCCAAGCCCGCACCAGCGCCCCCAGCAGCCCUGCCCCUCGCCGGACCCAGCAGGAAAUUAAAGUGGCCCAGAAAGUCGCGCAGAAAUAUUCCUCUGUGCCGGAUAUGUGGGCUAAGUGCCUGCUGGGUCACUGCUAUGCUUUGUGGUUUAUCACGCUGCCUGCCUACGUCCGAAUGGUGGCGCCGAAGGUACAAGCACUGCAUGUCGCAUACGAAGUGCUGAAACAGAUGGAGACCAAAGAGGUGGUCCUGCCGGACGAGGUGUGUUACCGUAUCCUGAUGCAGCUCUGCGGCCAGUACGGGCAACCAAUACUCUCCGUCCAAGUCAUGCUGGAAAUGAAACGGGCCGGGAUCGUCCCCAACACCAUUACCUACGGCUAUUACAACAAGGCCAUUUUGGAGUGCAAGUGGCCGUCCAGUAGCCAUGGUGGCCGUCUUCGCUGGGCCAAGCUCCGCAACGUUGUCCUGGGGGCCGCCCAGUUCCGACAGCCUCUGCGCCAACGUCAACACCAGCAGCAGGAGGUAGAGUUGCAGAGUUUCGGCCUUCCAACAGACAGCAAAGAAGCCAAAUUCCCCAAAUAUCAACCCCGCACCGGCUUGCAGCGGCAGACCACCUGGUCCGGGAGCAGCUUACGAGAGAAUCCACAACCUGCUUCCCUCGCAAAGAGCGGCAGCCUGACUUUUCCCAAACAGGAAACGCCGGCGGGCAUAAUCCCAGCCAGGAAAACGCUGGGUAGUCCCAGAGCUGAAAGCAAUAAUAUGCUGUCAACACUUCCUCCCUGGCUGCGCGGUGCACGGGACGGGCCCGGAAGUUCGGAGGGCAGCAGUCUUUCCGACAUCAGCAGUUUCUUGACGGACGAGAGCGACAGGUUAACACUGAGCAGCGUGGAGACCGGACAACCAGAGGGAGCUACUCCAGGGUCAGGCCAGGCUACUGAAAACCGUCGCCUGGGGAGUACCCCUCGCCGGAGUCUGACUGCUAAACUUCAGCAGUUUCUGUCCCCCAUUAAGCGACCGUCUCUGAAGCACGGUUCCAGCGGGGAGCUCUCACACGGGCGCGGCGGAUCCGAGCAGCGAGAAUACUCCUCUCGCCAGAGUCUGCUGGAGGGUCACUUACUGCUCCCCCCGGAACGUCCAAGAUCCACAGCCUCAGAGAGUUCGGCCUCUCUGGGUAGCGAGUACGAUCUCUCGGAUACGUCCGUCUGCAGUUUCAACCUCCGGAAAUCCAGUGAUCGGUUGUCGGAGCCUCCGGCAGUUGAGGUGCUUCUUUCCAGUUGUUCGCGAUGCCAAGCUUGCAAUUUGCUGGUGUACGACGAAGAGGUGAUGGCCGGGUGGAGUUCGGACGACUCCAACCUGAACACCACCUGCCCCUUUUGCGGACGUCUCUUUGUGCCCUUCCUCAGCAUCGAGAUUCAAGAUUUCCAGAUGGUUUCUCUCAGCAACGCUGAUGCUUCUGACACAAGUUCAGUGUCCUCCGACUGGCCCCGGGACAACGAAGCCCCCUUGCCAGGGAGCCAAGGCCCGGUGCUCAGCGAUCGGUCCCAGUGCCUCCUGCUGGACGAGGCAGAGACAGAUCCCCGGCGGAAAUCCAGGAACGGGUCCCUAUGCAACGGCUUCAGCGAACCCCCGGGGCCUCAGGGGCCUGCCAUCCACGUGGAACAGCUGGCGUUCGCCUACCUCAGCCCCCUGGUUCUGCGUAAGGAGCUGGAGACCCUCCUAGAGAACGAAGGAGCUGUGUUCUUAUCUCAGCCAGAGCUGGUGGACAACCAUCCCAUCAUCUACUGGAACCUGGUGUGGUAUUUCCAGCGGCUGGGCCUCUGCAGCGGCCUGCCUCAGUUGCUUCUGGCUUCCAAGCACGUCCAAAUGGCCUCCCAGGUGCCGACUCCGGAGGGCCCUUUCGUCAACGUACGCUUGCUCUGGGACGUGCUGAGUUCCGAUCCCGACAGCUUUCCCCCUCUCUACGUUCUAUGGAGGCUGCAUGGCCAGAUUCCCACACGGUUGCAGAAUUGGCGCAAGCAUAACCACCCAUUCUCGCUCUCCUUCCUGGAAGCCGUCAUUAACUAUCUUGGCCUGGGCGAGGUCCACAAAGCCAUCGUCCUCUUCAUAGAAAAAGUGGCAGGUUGUGCCAACCCUGGACUCUUACAGAGGAGCAUUUACCGUGAAUUUCUCUUUCUGAAAAUAGCCGCGCUGGGCAGAGAGCGAGUGGACAUCGCUGAAUUUGACAAGAAGUACAAGUCGGCCUUUUCGAAGCUGGCCAGCAGCAUGGGGAAGGAGCCCCUCAAGCAGCAGAGGGCCCAGCCUCUCACCACCAAGGCCAUCGAUUGCCGGAAGAGUUUUGGGGCCAACCUGGAGUGCUAGCAGAGGGGGCUGCUGUGGGGGGGCUGCCCCCCAACCCAUUCGUCUCUGCCUCUCCUCCUGCUGCUACUGCUGUGGCUGCUGCUUGGGACAAAGGAACCGAGGAUGAAACUGGAGCUGAUACCAAAUUUGGGGAGGGGGAGGCUGGGAGGGGGGCACAGCCAAGCUCCCUAGGCUGUUUCCAGCACCCCUUGGCCCUUUUGGGGGGGAUCGGGGGGGGCAGGAGACCCUUCCUCUUGGCCCUUGGAGCUGAGUUGCCUUCUUCCUCUGAAAAAAGUGAAAUAGACAGGAGGGGGCAUUCUCGGGCCAGCACUGCACUUUGCACAUGCCUAGAAGCUCAGACUCCCCCAUACACACACCCCUGCACCAAUUCUCUUUCUUCCUCCCCCCCCCCUCAAAUUUGGAUCUUCACCCCUGUAAAUGUCAAUUUUCGUGCACAGUGUCUGUUGCAGAACUGGGUGGGUGGGUGGUGGGCAUAGUUAAGCCCCACCCACCCAAUGAAGGACAAGGCUCUCUGGUCGUUCCCCCUACUCUCUCCCUUCCCCCCCACCCCUCCCAGUUCAUUGAGGGGGGUUCAUUGGGGAGGGGGCAGUUGCCCCUUCUGUCCGAGGUGGGCUUGCUUUGUGUUUUGUUUUUAGUAUUAUUUUUACCCAUCAGUGUUAUGGGGGGGGGAGGGAAACAAACUGAAAAGAAGCUAUUUUGUAAAUUUAUUUAUUACAGAGCCCCUCCCGCUGUUUUCCCUGUUCUCCCCCCCUCCCGUUUGUGGCACAUGCUUUAACUGUUUAAGGGCCCCCCAUUGUGGAAAAUGGGGUGUGUCGUAUUUCUGUUCGGAGAAAGGGUCCUGGGACACCCCCCCCCCACAGCGAGGAUUUCCCUCUCCCCACCUCAGGGCUCAGUCAGAGCAAUAUGGACCCUCCCCCCAGCCCCUCAUUGUGGUGUUUGUGUUAACUGUUUGAGUUGUGUUUUGUUUUUUUCCAAUGUUCCUCUCCUGUAAAUAAAAGAUGCCUGUGUAUUUUC
Molecule: messenger RNA, 6943 nt
Organism: Crotalus tigris (Tiger rattlesnake)
Lineage: Eukaryota; Metazoa; Chordata; Lepidosauria; Squamata; Viperidae
Gene: DENND4B
Product: DENN domain containing 4B
Exons: 28
Coding region: 1418-5929 (1503 amino acids)
Biological process (GO): regulation of Rab protein signal transduction
Cellular component (GO): cytoplasmic vesicle
Molecular function (GO): protein binding
Source: RefSeq, a predicted model, not a curated record